CCUUGACUUCACCUCAAUGCCGGCGCUCUUAUUGACUUUAGUCACAUGGCUACUAAGCUAAAGUAGGCUUCAAACUUUUUAAUAAGUCUCUUAUGAAGGUUCAAACUAGCUGAUAAAUUUCAGCCUUGCUUUAACUCUCAAUAUCCAAUCUUCCACACUAAGUCAGGUAAAAUUUAUUGUGGAAGAGAUGUUGACGACUCACUGUGUAUAAAUGUACUCGAUGAAAAUUCGUUCACUUUGGUCAACAGAAUUCAGGUAAAGUGUUUGACGUUUUUGUCUUGAUUUCAGGAUGAUGAGGUUAUGACAUCUUUCGUUGUCGAUGAAGCCGGAUCGGUAAACACAUAUUUAGUUUCCUAUUUUGUAGGAGAUAUUUAUUGCUACUAAGAACUUGCUUUUAAAACGUCUUGAUAGCCUUUCUCUAAGGCCUACAAAAGUAUGGAUGGUAAGUAGUUCAUUUGGAACUCAGAUUUGCUGCCUAGUCUUGUCACCAAAGAAUCGUGCAGAAAAUGGCGCUUAACAAAACUUCAACACGAUUAGCUACCGGUUCAGGAGAUAUGAUUGUUAGAUUAUGGCAUAUUGGUUCGAAGGAAGGCUUCUCAAAAAGCUGUCGACUGCACCAGGGAAUGAUAACACUAUUGAAAUUCCAUCCGACAUUACCUUACCUUUUCUCAUCGUCAGUGGGUGAUCACUUUGUAGCUGUGUGGGACACUGAGACUGGAAAACAUGUCUCUUCUCUUGAAGGUCAUCAAAGCAUUGUUACAAGUUUGGACUUUAAUGCUGGAAAAAAUGAAUUAGUUACAUGUGGGCGCGAUAAAGUUCUUAUUGUCUGGUCGUUCGUAGACUUCACAAAACAAAAAGUCAUACCUACCUUUGAG
Messenger RNA from Schistosoma curassoni, 875 nucleotides. The record is from the annotation of a GenBank genome assembly. Lineage: Eukaryota; Metazoa; Platyhelminthes; Trematoda; Strigeidida; Schistosomatidae.